Molecule: messenger RNA, 3110 nt
Organism: Micropterus salmoides (largemouth bass)
Lineage: Eukaryota; Metazoa; Chordata; Actinopteri; Centrarchiformes; Centrarchidae
Product: lysine-specific demethylase 9-like
Cellular component (GO): nucleus
Source: RefSeq, a predicted model, not a curated record
GUGAAGCGGACAUAUUCCCAGGGAACGUACCGUGCCGGGGCCAUGCGGCAGGUCAGUCUGGUUGGGGCUGUGGACGAAGAGGUUGGAGACUAUUUCCCCGAGUUCAUCAGCAUGUUAGAGGAAUCUCCCUUUCUGGAGCGCACUCUUCCUUGGGGAACGUUCUCCAGUCUGCGGCUGCAGAGCCCCACCGAGAGCGACGACGGCCCCAUCAUGUGGGUCAGACCUGGAGAACAGAUGAUCCCCAUGGCAGACAUGCCAAAAUCACCAUUCAAAAGGAAAAGGUCCACCAAUGAGAUAAAGAACCUGCAGUAUCUACCCAGGGCCAGUGAGCCCAGAGAGAUGCUGUUUGAGGACCGGACGAGAGCCCACGCGGACCACAUCGGUCAGGGGUUCGAGAGACAAACUACUGCUGCUGUAGGUGUGCUGAAGGCUGUGCGCUGCGGAGAGGAGAGUUAUGCUCCUGCCCGGAUCACCAAAGAUGUUGUGUGUUUCCACGCCGGAGAUUUCCCAGAUGUGGUCAUGAGGCUGCAGCUGGACCUCCACGAACCUCCGCUGUCUCAGUGUGUACAGUGGAUCGAUGAUGCCAAGCUGAACCAGCUGAGGAGGGAGGGCAUCCGAUACGCUCGAAUCCAACUCUACCAUGAUGACAUCUACUUCAUUCCCAGAGGAGUUGUCCACCAGUUCAAAACUGUGUCUGCUGUCUGCAGUCUGGCCUGGCAUAUCCGACUCAAACAGUAUCAUGAGCACGAAGAGAAGGAGGAGGAGGAGGAGGAGGAGGAAGAAGAGUUGAAGGAAGAGGAGAAGUGUGCGCCUAGAGAAGUAACACUUCAUAUCAAAGAAGAGGAGGAAGACGAGGAGGUUGAGGGGAAGGAGUGUGGCCCUGCUGUACAGAUGGUGACAAAGCUGGAGGAUGAGGAGAUUGAGGGAAGGGAGGGGUCGCCCUCACAAACUCCCACACAGACUUUCCAGGAGGAAGAGCAAGAGAACAUAGCCGAGAUGAAGGAGUUGUCAGCGACACAGUCUCUACCUUUUGUCAAAAAGGAGAGAGAUGAAGGUGUACUCCCUCACACACUAAUGGAGCCCAAAGCUGAGGAAGGUGGAACAGAGGAAGGUAUGGGAGUGGGAGAUGAAGAUGCAGACACAUGCCGGACACCGCAGAAGGGCCAUGAGGAGGGUGGAGUGGACAGUGCAUCCUUUAAGUCAUUACAGCAAAUUAGGAAGGAGAAUGAUGUGGAGGAAGAGAGGCAGCAAAAGACAACUGUGUCAGGUCAAGGUCUGAAAGACAAGACUAAAGAUAGUAUAACGAGCACUUACAACACACCACAAAUCAAAAAGGAAAAAGAUAAAAGCAAAAGAGAGAAAGAUGAAAAAGAGCGGGUUAAAGAGAAAGAGAAGAAGGACAAGGAUAGGAGUAAAGAGAAGGAAAGGGAUAAAAAGGAGAGGGGGAAAGACAGGGAGAAGGACAGGGUGAGAGAGCAGGAGAAAGUUAAGGCUGAGGGAGGAAGAGAGGGUAGUACAUCGACGCAGCCAUUGCCACAGAUGAGGAGAAAAGAGGACGAGGAGCGGACAAAAGAGGGCAGCAAAGCCUCUCAAACUUCCCUGCCUGCACAGAGAGACGAGAAGUGGGCCAAGGAGUGGGACUCAAAGACACAACCCCAUGUCAAGAGAGAGAAGGAGCACGCAGGGAGCGAUAAGGAGAAGGGAGGCACCCAGGGAGCGUCUCACUUACGGCCAGACGGGGAGGGGGUGCGGGAAGCCUGUUCGCAUAAACACAAGUCUUCGCACGGGAAGAAGGACAAAAGUGGCCACAGGGAGGGCAACACGUCGAGUACGCAGGGGGCACAGGCAAAGGCAGGGAGAGAGGAUGGGAAGAUGGGCACUCCCAAACCUGUGAACACUCAGGUAAAGAAAGACGGAAAGAAGGAUAAAGACAUCAACAGUAAAGAGGAGAGGAAGAAGUCUGCCUCUGGCUCUGCGCCACCAGAACACAAACCACCACGGACGCUCAUCACCUUUGACCUCUUUAAGCCGAUGGAGGCUCACCAAACUCUGGCCCUUUCCUUCACAGACAGUAGGCCUAAGGCCCACCAUCACAGUGAUCCUCGAGGCUCAUCCUCUAAACCUGGAUCUGACAGUCGGACAGUUGUGCCCUCUAAAGGACCAAAAGUAAAGGACACAGUGCAGGGAAAAGCUGCCACACCCCUACAGGACACUCGGCCACAGCAGCACUCCUUAAAACAACCCCUUAAAACACACACACCCCAAACACAGAAAGACUUCUUAAUAUGAAUGUCUAGAUGUCUUGUUUUUUUUACUGUACAACUUACGCUGAGGCUUUGUUAAAGUAUUUGGAAAUGCAUCCUUCCUCCAGACAUCAACUGGUCUUUCUAAUUUGUAAUAGAUGAGCAGGGUGCAUUCCAUUACUUUGCUGACACAGCCACAUUAUGCCAGUGACGUAGUGAAAAAAGGAUGCACUCUCCAAGUAUUUUAUCAGUGCCUAAGAAGGUAAGCUAAGUAGCUCACCUCACAUUUGUUAGCGAAUGUACGUAGGUUCUAUAUAAAAUGUUGUGUGAUCCAUGAAAUCAGCGCCUGUGCACUACUUAGCUUCGCUUUUAAAGCACCUAUUUUAGGUACUGAACUAGCCAAUCGGAAAACAACCAUACUUACUCCCUGCUAUAGAAAUUACCUACAUUCACUGUUUGGGAUAUUUCAGCAAGUCACAGAGCUCCCGCUGAAAUCCUCUUUGCCGUGUUGCUUUAGUCGAUGGGGUUUGUUGUUUAUAACACUCCAAAAUCGGAACAAGUAGUUGUUUUCAGACUGGACGUUGUUUGACUCACACAGGGCUGUAAAUGAUACUGUAUGUACCAAAACUGUACAGUAUAGAUGUUAUUGGCACCAAUGUGAGAAAAUGUAUACAGAAAUUGCAUAUAUUUUUUGUAAGACAAGUUUUAUUUUCCAUAGAACUUAUUUAUAUCAUUUACUGUCUGUUUUUAUUUGAAAACCAAUGUAUGUGAAGAUUUUGUUGUAAAUACAUUUUAUUUCCUAAGAUAAGACUUGGUAGUGUGAUUUAUACUCUGAUCAGAACCUCUCAAUAAAUGGUUCAAAAAUAU